This is a messenger RNA of Heterobasidion irregulare TC 32-1, 1290 nucleotides long. RefSeq lists its product as uncharacterized. Gene Ontology annotation, molecular function: protein tag activity; ubiquitin protein ligase binding. The transcript is spliced from 6 exons. Gene Ontology annotation, biological process: protein ubiquitination; modification-dependent protein catabolic process. Gene Ontology annotation, cellular component: nucleus; cytoplasm. Bases 54 to 1199 code for a protein of 381 amino acids. NCBI's taxonomy places the organism in Eukaryota, Fungi, Basidiomycota, Agaricomycetes, Russulales, Bondarzewiaceae. The record is from RefSeq and is a predicted model, not a curated record.
CACCAUCCCAGCAUCCUUCUACCCACGCACGCCUCUUCAGACUCUUUUUCAACAUGCAGAUCUUCGUGAAGACCCUCACUGGGAAGACGAUCACCCUCGAGGUGGAGUCUUCGGACACCAUCGAUAACGUGAAGGCGAAGAUUCAGGACAAGGAGGGAAUCCCCCCCGACCAGCAGCGUUUGAUUUUCGCGGGCAAGCAGCUCGAGGACGGCCGCACCCUUUCGGACUAUAACAUCCAGAAGGAGUCGACUCUUCAUCUCGUGCUUCGCCUGCGCGGAGGCAUGCAGAUCUUCGUGAAGACGUUGACUGGAAAGACGAUCACGCUCGAGGUGGAGUCAUCUGACACGAUCGAUAACGUCAAGGCCAAGAUCCAGGACAAGGAGGGCAUCCCCCCUGACCAGCAGCGCUUGAUCUUCGCGGGCAAGCAGCUCGAAGACGGCCGCACCCUUUCUGACUAUAACAUUCAGAAGGAGUCGACCCUCCAUUUGGUCCUUCGUCUCCGCGGUGGUAUGCAAAUUUUCGUCAAGACCCUCACGGGCAAGACGAUUACGCUCGAGGUGGAGUCUUCUGACACGAUCGAUAACGUGAAGGCGAAGAUUCAAGAUAAGGAGGGCAUUCCCCCGGACCAGCAGCGCUUGAUCUUCGCGGGCAAGCAGCUCGAAGACGGCCGCACUCUUUCCGACUAUAACAUCCAGAAGGAGUCCACCUUGCAUCUCGUCCUUCGUCUGCGUGGAGGCAUGCAGAUCUUCGUCAAGACCCUGACCGGCAAGACGAUCACGCUCGAGGUCGAGUCGUCUGACACGAUCGACAACGUGAAGGCAAAGAUUCAGGACAAGGAGGGUAUCCCGCCUGACCAGCAGCGCCUCAUUUUCGCCGGCAAGCAACUCGAGGAUGGACGCACUCUUUCGGACUACAAUAUCCAGAAGGAGUCGACUCUUCAUCUCGUACUUCGUCUGCGUGGAGGAAUGCAGAUCUUUGUCAAGACCCUCACGGGUAAGACAAUCACGCUCGAGGUCGAGUCUUCGGACACGAUCGACAAUGUCAAGGCGAAGAUUCAGGAUAAGGAAGGGAUUCCUCCCGACCAGCAGCGCCUCAUUUUUGCGGGCAAGCAGCUCGAGGACGGUCGCACCCUGUCUGACUACAAUAUCCAGAAGGAGAGCACCCUUCACCUUGUUCUUCGUCUGCGUGGAGGUCUGUGAGGUGUUGUCUGUCCCUUGUGUGGAUCCGCGUUCGUGAAUGUAUAACAUACUAGCCGUUGGACAUGAAUGUCAUGUGGUUGUUACGAUUUUU